Molecule: messenger RNA, 1319 nt
Organism: Tigriopus californicus
Lineage: Eukaryota; Metazoa; Arthropoda; Copepoda; Harpacticoida; Harpacticidae
Product: SRR1-like protein
Exons: 3
Coding region: 248-1174 (308 amino acids)
Biological process (GO): microtubule-based process
Cellular component (GO): cytoplasm; nucleus
Source: RefSeq, a predicted model, not a curated record
CAACGGAACAUAUGAUCAAGCUCAACUCGCACUCUAUGUACAUGCAUGCAGUCGAUGCAGUCCCUUGGUUUUUAUCACCAUUAUUAUUACGACAUUCCAUCCUUUGAAAGGUCCGGAUCGACUUCACUACACGGUCCCAUUGAACCUCAUGCUCAAAGCGGAGGCCGGUCCGAAUUGAAAUAAGAGGGCUCCGUUGUUGUUCGUGAUUCAGUGAGUAGUGAAGGCUGGCUGACUUGCCCUUUCUUCCAUGUUGGAUAAUGACGGAUUCACCCUUGUGAGUGGAAAGAAGGCUGCCAAGAAUGUGAAGAACAAGAAGGUCACGUCCAAACGAAGUUGUUCCAAUAAAGGAUCUCACUGCCAGACUUCCUGUUCCAAGGUUCGGGAGGGAAUUCAUUCCAUAGACUCUGGCGGUGAAAAAGGCCACGACCCAGCCGAAGAACCAAGUAAAGGAGAAACUGACUUUAGCCAGAGGGUACAAGCAAAGGAAAAGUUUAUCAGGUUUCUGAAUCAAGAGGCAGAAGAGUUACGGAUCAGUCCCUAUUUUGAGAAAUUUUCCUCCUCGCUUGACAAGGUUCUGACCGAGAGAAGGAAGACCCUGAAGCACCUCAUUUGUCUGGGCUUGGGUCGUUUUAGGUCCUGCCCUAUUGCCCGAACUCAAUUGAGUUUUCUUGUUGUGCUCCAGUCCAAAUACGAGCUCAACAAAGUGAUUGUUUCAGACCCGAUUUUCUCUCUGGAUGAGCAAGACAUUUUGAACUCACUGCCCGGAUUUCAAGUGGAUGCGGACAACCAAGAAGCCAAGAUUGUGUUGCCCGCACAAACUUUGGUCUAUUUGCCCCACUGUCCGAAGCAGUUGACCAACAAUCUUUUGUGGUCCAAUUGGUCCCGAGAACAAUUGAACGAGAUUUUCAUCUUGAGCAAUAGCUUUGAAAGAAUUCUCUCUCAUCUUCCGCAAAGAAUCGUGAGGCAGGAAGCCAACUUCAUCGCUCUCUCUGCCGAGUUCGUGAGAGAAAUUUCCAUCGAGAACUGCUUCAAGUUUCCUGACAUCUUUAACGACUCUGCCUUACAUUUUUUUGAGUCCCUGCCUCCAUCUGAUUGGACACAUUGGAGGGAAAUUGAAUUUGAGCCCACUUACCCACCAGAAGAUCUUGAAUACGUUCAACGUGAGCGAAAAUAACUGCCACCAGUAGAACCGGCCACACAACAAGCAUGGCUGCCAGUUCCAAUAAAGUUGCCUCCACGUUGCGUGGUAUCCUUAGGGAACUGCGCCACCUUCAUCCUGACGAGACCAAACUCCAAGGAUCGGCAUCUGCCAAUUUCUU